AAAUGGUCAGAAGUGAAACCAGUAAAAUGAGCCACAUACAAUACCAAAGCUUUUUGUUUAUUCAUCUGGUUACAGUGACUGAUGCUAUUUUCACCGCUCAGUUUUUACAAGCUAGUCAACACGGAAAGAAAAAAUAUUCUGCAGCAACAAACAAUGUUUUGGUCAUAUUGUUUUUCACAGUCUGUCCAUGAUGUAUUUAAUCUCGCAUGUGACCUGUAAUGUUUUCAGAUCCGUAAGGAAGCGGACUAUCUGUUUAUGAUGGACGUCGACAGUGUCUUCCACAACCGUUUCGGAGCAGAGUCUCUCAGUCAGCUGUCUGCUGUGCUUCACCGAGGCUACUACAAGGUGACACGCACAGAGUUUCCGUAUGAGCGUCGACCUGAGUCAAAGGCUUACAUUCCUGCUGAUGAAGGAGACUUCUAUUACACUGCAGCUGUCUGGGGUGGAUACAUGGAGGACAUGUACAAGCUCGUCAAAUACUGUUACACUCAGUCAGAGGAGGAUGCCAAGAACAAGAUUGAAGCUGUGUGGCAGGAAGAGAGUCACCUGAACAAGUACCUGUUGUAUAACAAACCAACCAAGGUGCUAUCUCCAGAGUACCUGUGGUCGGACUAUGAUCAGGUACCAGCAGACAUAAAAGUCGUCAGGAUCUCCCAGGUGGUCAAAAACUACGCCGAAGUGCGACCCAAUGGUGGACAAUGACAUCAAGGCAAUGAUAUGCAGGACAUAAAACUAUUCUUAACAAAAGAUAAGAAGUACUGGGACGGCUGGUAUGGGUUGCUUUGUCUAUUUUGUAUUUUGUACACUCAGUGGUAUAAUUGAAAGAUUCAAAAAUAAAUAAAUAGGUAGAUUUUAAUAUUAUCCGCCACUGACGUGAUAAAUUUUGUGAGCAGAAUAUUAAUUCAGAACAAAAACAAAAAAAAAAAACUAAAAAAAAUAAAACUUAAAUGCACAGCCAUACGAAAAUGAUUCUGUUUAUUUGGCAGAUGUGUUCCUCAUACAGUCAGAAGGUAAAAUGAGCUGCUAGUAUCCAUAACAGUAACACAUGGGAAUAUAACGUGGAUUAAAUAUUCAGUAGAAAAUGACACUGUACAUUGUGUUGGAGAGUUCUUCACUUCUAACUCAGUUGUUGUUUUUCCACACUUGAAGUCAGGGUGUGUCAGCUCUGUAGCCUUCACUUCCUUGCUUUUCUAAGAUGUUCAAGUUAGUUCUUAUGUUGCCCCCUUGUGUUGUUUUGGUACCUGCACCCUCUGCUUUAUCUUUAUUCAUUUUUACUACUUUUACUUUUACUUAUACUUUUUAUCGCAUCAACAUUGACAUUUUAUUGUCAUUAAUUAACAUUUUUAUUAACAUUUUAUGAUGAAGGUGUUUUGUUAUCUGUUAAACAUUGUCAUGUGAUGACACAGAAUUCAAUGCUGAACAUUGUGUGUUUUAUGUUCAAGUAUUUACAUGUAUGCAACUAUUAGUGCAUGUAAUGGAAAAUGUGCGUUUAGUCAGGGAUGGGUUAAAUGCAGAAAAGAAUUUUGGUAUAUGAUGAACAAAUAAAGUUUGAAGUUGAUAAGCAGGCGAAGAGAU
Messenger RNA from Scatophagus argus, 1575 nucleotides. Its product is annotated as globoside alpha-1,3-N-acetylgalactosaminyltransferase 1-like. The transcript has 4 exons. Gene Ontology annotation, molecular function: hexosyltransferase activity. Gene Ontology annotation, cellular component: membrane; Golgi apparatus; vesicle. The record is from RefSeq and is a predicted model, not a curated record. Bases 256 to 702 code for a protein of 148 amino acids. NCBI's taxonomy places the organism in Eukaryota, Metazoa, Chordata, Actinopteri, Scatophagidae. Gene Ontology annotation, biological process: carbohydrate metabolic process.